AUGAAACUACUUAUACUCCUCCUCUUUGCUGCUACAGCGGCUCAUGCAUGGGAAGAGAUUUUCCAUCCACCAUUCCUGAAGGGUCUCAGACGGACUGCUCGAGACGAGUACUAUAAAAUCCUUUUCAACAAAUCAUUGACAAUGGCUCAGCAGGAGAAGCGGAUCAUUGCCUGGGCAAAGAAACAUCACGUUGAGGCCACCACCAAAGAUUAG
Messenger RNA from Ostertagia ostertagi, 213 nucleotides. Lineage: Eukaryota; Metazoa; Nematoda; Chromadorea; Rhabditida; Trichostrongylidae. The record is from the annotation of a GenBank genome assembly.